UCAAACACACACGCUGGACAGCACUGGAGCGGCAGACAUGAGUACAGGAGAUGUGGUAUUAACCGGCUGGCUCAUUAAAUCCCCACCAGAGAGAAAGCUCAAGAGAUACUCAUGGCGAAAGCGCUGGUUUGUGCUGCGGAGAGGUAGGAUGAGUGGUGAUCCUGACGUUCUGGAGUAUUAUCGCAGUAAGAGCUCACGGAAGCCCAUUCGAACCAUCGACCUGCAGGAAUGUGAAGUCCACAUGCAAGCAGAGGUCCGUCCGUCCAAACGACUGCUCCAGAACCAGCACCUGUUCGUAAUCAAAACAACCACCCGCAUUUUCUACCUACUCGCUAAAACACAAGAGGAGAUGAACAGCUGGGUCCAAAAUAUUGGCCAAAUCUGUACCUUUGGAUCACUGGAAGAUGGCAGAGACACACCAGACAGUGCCUCUCACCCACCGUCAUCCCAGCAGCCCUCUCCUGUCCUGUCCCCUCACGUCACUCUGGUAGCCAAUCAGGACAUCAUCAGUGGCACCCGUGGAGUCACCGAUGUUCCCAGCGAAUCAGAAACAAGUCCACCCCUUGAUUAUCUCUUUCUCUCGCAAUGUGAGACGGGUAGGCGGAGCAUCAUCAGGUGUGACAGUUUCUCCACAUCAGAGCGUUCACUAGAACAGAGCUCCUCUGAGAACGCCAGUGAGGACAUCUUCUGCUCCCCUCCUCGCACAGACCCUUCCCCUUUCAUUUUUGGAGGUGGGGCCGACCCCCCCCUGAGUGCCCAGUUUGGGCCCGCCUCCCUCUCGUCUCUGUCCUCUGUCUUCUCAUCUCCGUGUUCCGUCCGUCCGCCACCAGACGUCUUCCGCUUCGAUCGGCCGUUCUGUGCCACACCCGAUUCACUAACGCCGCCACCUCUGCCCCCCAAACCCACGCACCUCUCAGAUCACCAUGGCGAUGAGGGAGGGCGGCCAGCACUCCUCCCACGACGAGUUUCUCUGUCCGGCCUGGAACAUUUCAGAAGAGGGGAGUACGAAUUUGGAACAGCGAGACACUGGAACAAGCGACUCAGUCUAAACCUGCCAGCGUUUGCAGGUGGAGCCAGCCCUCAGAUCCAGUGCGAAGACUCCUAUGUGCCCAUGUCCUCCCCUCCUGUCAGCUGCUCAGAGGAGCCGCCCGACGGAUACAUCCCCAUGAGCCCCACCUCCCUGCCCCUCUGCUCCCUUACAGCCUGUGGCAAAGCAGAACCUCCACCCUCUCCGCCCACCCCAGACGUGGAGCCUCCUCCAGUCAACCGCAGCCUGAAGCCUCGGAGGCGGGCUCGUCCUCCACCCCUUGACCUGAGUGGCCUGUCCACCAUUAAAGAACACCCGACCCAUCUUCCUGUCAUACGAACGCUGACUGAGCCCACCUCAUCCCCUCUGCGUGUGCCCCUGGACAGAAGGCGAGGACCAGGCAUAAAUUCAGCAGAGCCAGAGACUAGCCUGACUUCAACGCAAACGUUCUCACACUGGGAGUCGGCGUCUUGGUUUAGACCGUCUCACCUCGACUACUUGUCACUGGAUUUCAACUCUUCCACCCCUUCACCUGUCCAAAAGAAGCCGUUGUUAGCAGAUGAGCACAGAGUGGACUACGUUCAGGUGGAUGAAAAGAAAACACAAGCACUAGCCAGCACCAAAAUGGAAUGGAAGGAUGUACGCCAGUCAAAAGUCUGAGGGACAGUACACACAC
Chanos chanos (milkfish) is the source of this 1703-nucleotide messenger RNA. RefSeq names its product GRB2 associated binding protein 3 (gene gab3). The coding region runs from base 38 to 1687 and encodes 549 amino acids. Gene Ontology annotation, biological process: signal transduction. The record is from RefSeq and is a predicted model, not a curated record. The transcript has 10 exons. Gene Ontology annotation, cellular component: cytoplasm. Gene Ontology annotation, molecular function: signaling adaptor activity. NCBI's taxonomy places the organism in Eukaryota, Metazoa, Chordata, Actinopteri, Gonorynchiformes, Chanidae.